AAAAGCGCGCGCAGGCGCACACGCAGCCGUGCGGCCAGGCAACGCUUCCGCCCGCGCGCGAGUCCUUCCGGGGCGCGGGUCAUCAUGGCGGCGGCCUUGGCGCGACUCGGACUCCGGGCCGUCAAGGAGGUCCGGGUUCAGUUCUGCCCCUUCGAGAAGAACGUGGAGGCGACGAGGACCUUCCUCCAGGCGGUGAGCAGCGAGAAGGUGCGCGCCACCAACCUCAACUGCUCGGUCAUCGCGGACGUGCGGCACGACGGUUCGGAGCCCUGCGUGGACGUGCUGUUCGGAGACGGGCAUCGCCUGAUCCUGCGCGGCGCCCACCUCACGGCGCAGGAGAUGCUCAGCGCCUUCGCCUCGCACAUCCAGCUCAGGGGCGCCGCGGCCGGCGAGGACAAGGCGCCCGUGGGUGCGGGCCGCUGACCGGGCCGGGGAGACCGAGCCGCGGGCCCGACGCCAGGACGGCGCUCUCAGCCCCUCGCCCCUCUGCACGCUGGGCCGGGAGCAGCCGAGAUGCCCUGGGACUCCACGUCCAGCCCCCGGCGCUGGGACGCGGCCAGAUCCGGAAGGGGCAUCGACGCACUCGGCUUUCUUCGCCUUCUUACCCUAGACUCACUGCUUAACCUUUUUGCGUUGGGCCGCUUCUACCACGGUUAGUUGCCGAACCCAGUGCUGUUUGUCGCGGUCGUUUUCCGCCACUCACUCCCGGUGCAUCGCCUGUUCUUCUUUCUUCUCUUUCUUUCUUUCUUGUUCUUGGACCCUUUCGUUUCCGUUCUGGUCAAGCUCGACUUUCCUUUCCUUUUUUUCUUAGGGCUUUUCUGAAUUCUCCCUUUCGUUUGGCUGUAAUCUUGAUUUCUGUGCUGCGUAGUCAGGUUGUCCGCCUACUAUCAUCACUUUUCUUCUGAUUUGCACCAUUUCUCUGCAAGCUGGAAUUGAUAAUCUUACGAACACAUGGUUGCAUCUUUCCGAUUUGCCCUUUUAAAAACACUGCAUCUCUUCAGCCACUUGAGUUGGAAACCAGAUUGUUGUUUUUGGGUUUUUUUGUGUGUGUAUUUUAUUUUUAUUUAUUUAUUAUUUUUUUUUCUUUUUGGGUCACACCCAGUGAUGCUCAGGGGUUACUCCUAGCUCUGCACUCAGAAGUUACUCCUGGCGGUCCUUUGGGAACCAAAUGGGAUGCUGGGGAUUGAACUCGGGGUUGACUGUGUGCAAGGCAAAGGCCUUAUCUGCUGUACUAUCGCUCCAGCCCCUGCUGUUUCUGGUUUUGUCUUACUUCUUUCCCUAUAAAUCCAGUCAGUAAGUUCAGACUAUCCUGUUUUAUUUCAUUUUACUUUUCAUUAAUUACAUUUCAUUUAUUACAUUUGGUACACCCGGUGGCACACAGGGCUUACUCCUGGCUCUGUGGUCAGUGAUCACUCCUGGUGGGCUUGGGAGACAAAGUAGGUCUAACUGGAUCCGCUGCAUGCAAGCAAAGCAGUGCUUAUUAGAGACAGAACCUGCUGUAUUAUCUCUCUGGCCAAGAAUAUUCUGUUUUGUUUUUGUAUUUGUUUUCUGUUUUGGGGCCACACCUAGUUAUGCUCAGGAAUUACUCCCGGAGGGACUUGGGGGUUCAUAUGCGAUGCCAGAGAUCAAAAACAGGUCAGCCGCAUGCAAUGUAAGUGCCUUCCUUGCUAUACUAUCACUCCAGCACCUAGAGAAUAUUCUGUUUCUAAAUGUUCUGAAGUGUUUUCCUGAAACAUUUCAAAUAUCCUGAAAUGUUUUUACUCUCCUGUAUCAUUCUUGUGUUCUCUGCAUCUUAUUUUCUAAUUGUUUUUGCUGUGGCUUAAUUUCAUCUUGCUGAAAAACACAUGACUGGUUUUCUCUCUCACUGCUACUUGUUUCAGAGAACAGUGUUUAAGUAUUUUCAGACUUGAAAUGUUUUUCAAACAGAAUUACCUCCUAUUAGUGUGGUCCAUAAAACCUUUUAAAAACGAAGUAAAAGCAAAAAGGAUUAG
Molecule: messenger RNA, 1991 nt
Organism: Sorex fumeus (smoky shrew)
Lineage: Eukaryota; Metazoa; Chordata; Mammalia; Eulipotyphla; Soricidae
Gene: MRPL53
Product: mitochondrial ribosomal protein L53
Exons: 3
Coding region: 85-423 (112 amino acids)
Cellular component (GO): mitochondrial large ribosomal subunit
Source: RefSeq, a predicted model, not a curated record